ACUCUCUCGGUGACUGCAGAGUGGAUCAGUGGAACAACCCAACAGAUCUGUACUAUCCCUCUCUGCUCAUCCGCGGCGAGAGACGAGGAGGAGAUCCGAGAUGGCGUUGAGCGGGUGGAGGAGGAGCCCGGCGGCGAGGCGCCCGGCGUCUCUGUGCCUGUGGAUCGCGCUCGUCGCGGCCACCCUGGUGCUCGCCCAGGUGCUCAUCUACCUCGCGAAAAAGUCGAACGCGGACCUGUCGACGGUGACGCACAAGGUCUACUUCGACAUCGAGAUCGAAGGCAAGCCCGCAGGUCGGGUUGUCAUGGGACUUUUCGGGAAGGCUGUUCCUAAAACAGCAGAGAACUUCCGGGCGCUUUGCACAGGAGAGAAAGGAACUGGCAAGAGUGGCAAACCUCUCCACUACAAGGGAAGUUCAUUCCACAGAAUUAUCCCCAGCUUCAUGAUCCAAGGAGGUGACUUCACACUUGGUGAUGGAAGGGGCGGUGAAUCUAUCUAUGGCACAAAGUUUGCUGAUGAAAACUUCAAGCUCAAGCACACUGGACCAGGUUUUCUCUCCAUGGCCAAUGCUGGGAGAGAUACAAAUGGAUCACAGUUUUUCAUCACCACUGUAACUACAAGCUGGUUGGACGGCAAGCAUGUUGUGUUUGGCAAGGUGCUGUCUGGGAUGGAUGUGAUCUACAAGGUUGAGGCCGAAGGCCAGCAGACUGGCACACCAAAGAGCAAAGUUGUCAUCGCAGACAGCGGAGAACUGCCGCUGUGAUGUGAUGAGCUGAAACUGAAACGAUCUUUGAUGGGAGCUGCCUUGCCUGGCUGUAGAACGGUUAUUAGUUGGUCUGUUUAAGUACGUUUCUACCUGAAUUUAAACGUCUCAAGUUUAUCUCGACCAUAAAGUAUAAUGACUUGCUUAUCUGGUGCGAAAUUCCAAGAGUGAGAUGUGGCAAAUGGUCUUACACUACAUGAUUGUGAAAUUCGUUUUCCAUCUUAGUUGCGAAA
Messenger RNA from Brachypodium distachyon (stiff brome), 996 nucleotides. Its product is annotated as peptidyl-prolyl cis-trans isomerase CYP20-1. NCBI's taxonomy places the organism in Eukaryota, Viridiplantae, Streptophyta, Magnoliopsida, Poales, Poaceae. The transcript has 7 exons. The record is from RefSeq and is a predicted model, not a curated record. Gene Ontology annotation, biological process: protein folding; protein peptidyl-prolyl isomerization. Gene Ontology annotation, cellular component: intracellular membrane-bounded organelle. The coding region runs from base 101 to 763 and encodes 220 amino acids. Gene Ontology annotation, molecular function: peptidyl-prolyl cis-trans isomerase activity.